UUCUUUCAGCUGCACUUUCUCAGAUGGUAGUUUUGGGAGAAGAUGGCUUGCUUGCUUUUUUUACAUGAAUUUUCUUGAUUGAUUUUGGCAUGAUCCUUACACCGAAUGUUUCUGGAUUGAUUGUUUCCCAAUUGAUUUCUAGGUCAACCGAUGCACGCUAUCAUAAUUAUUUGGAGGCACCAUCCUUGUUUUCAACAUCAAACUUUACUGGAAUUUACCGUAAACAGAGAAGAAACAUCAUCUGUUGCUGCCCCUGGUCCAGUCCUGAGCCGAAUAAGAAUGUACAGAUAGAGGGGGUAGCCCGAAACCGGAGGUGUGAGAAUCCUUUGUUGGAAGAAACUUCAGGUUUUGAUAGCGAGAAAGGUUAUAGAGGAAACAGAAACAGGUUUGGCAACAAGCUGAUAUUUUCCCUGCCCCCUUGCUUGCCCCAGAUGGAAUUUUCAUUUCCUUUCGACUUCGUCAGUAUACUUCUCUCCCUUUCCUUCUUCUCCUUGAUGAGCAAAGGAUGGAAGGAACUGAGCAGUCCAGGUAGGCAGACAAAGUUGCCUCCAGGGCCGCCCAAAUUACCGAUAAUUGGGCAUUUGCACCACAUCAUAAGCUCACUCCCGCAUCACUAUCCUCUACGAGAUUUAGCCGAGAAGUAUGGGCCAUUGAUGCAUCUCAAAUUUGGUGAGGUUAAUGCAAUCAUUGUAUCUUCGGCAGAUCUCGCAAAAGAGGUCCUGAAAACUCACGAUCUGUCUUGCGCUGACAGGCCUACGACCAUUGCUACAGAUAUACUGUGGUAUAGCUCCUCUGACAUCGUGUUUAGUUCGUACGGUGAUUAUUGGAGGCAGAUGCGGAGAGUCUGCAUAUUGGAACUCCUGAGUGGUAAAAGUGUUCGAUCAUUUGAGGACAUCAGGAGGGACGAGGCUUCGGUUCUUAUCGACGUCAUUAAGUCGACUCGUGGAGAAUCAUUCAACCUUACCGACAGAAUCUCCUGGUUCAUGAAUUCUAUGACGUGCAGAGCUGCGUUUGGCAAUGUUUUGGUCGACAAAGACGCAGCAAUUAAAUUGAUGAAGAAAGCGAUCGGUAAAGCCGGGCACUUCGAUUUGGCUGAUCUGUUCCCCUCGAUGAAAAUAUUCGGUUAUAUUAGUUGGAAUAAGUUUGCGAUGUUGAGGCUACGGAAGAAGCUAGACGGGAUACUCAAUGACAUACUCGAUAAACACCAACAGAAGCGUUCUCAGGCGAGAGACAGCAAUAGUGAGUCGGGUGCCGAGGAUUUAGUCGACGUUCUACUGAGAUUGAAGGAGAAUGGCGAGCUCGACAUCCCAAUAACCAACGAAAACAUAAAAUCGGUUAUUUUUGAUAUGUUUGCCGGUGGCACAGAAACUGCGUCGACAACUGUGGACUGGGUCAUGUCCGAGCUGAUGAAAAACCCUCGAGUAAUGGCGAAAGUGCAGGCUGAAAUAAGGCGCGCCUUCGACGGAAAGACAAUCGACGGGUCAGAAAUUCGCACGUUGAAGUACCUCAAAUUGGUUAUAUUCGAAACGCUGAGGCUACACCCUCCGGCCUCGAUCAUCCCACGAUUAUCCCGGGAAGAAUUCGAGAUCGACGGAUAUAAAAUUCCUACGAACACCAACGUGGUCGUCAACGUUUGGGCGAUAGGGAGAGAUCCGCGGCAUUGGAAGAAUCCGGAGAGCUUUGAGCCGGAGAGGUUCGAGUCGAAUGGUAUCGAUUUUCUUGGGAAUCAUUUCGAGUAUCUCCCGUUCGGGUCGGGUCGACGCAUAUGUCCCGGAAUGGCGUUUGGUGUAGCCAAUGUUGAGUAUGUUUUGGCUCAGCUCCUCUAUCACUUCGACUGGAAACUCCCCGACGGCAUCCUGCCUGAAGAUGUCGACAUGUCUGAAGUUGAUGGGUUGGUUGUGUCCAGAAAGAAUGGCCUUUGUUUGAUUGCAGAGUCAUAUAAUUUAUAAGGUGGAAUCAAAUUAGACUCUACCUUUGGGAAUAAUAUUAUUCAAAUGUUGAAAAUUA
Molecule: messenger RNA, 2007 nt
Organism: Andrographis paniculata
Lineage: Eukaryota; Viridiplantae; Streptophyta; Magnoliopsida; Lamiales; Acanthaceae
Product: premnaspirodiene oxygenase-like
Molecular function (GO): iron ion binding; monooxygenase activity; oxidoreductase activity, acting on paired donors, with incorporation or reduction of molecular oxygen
Source: RefSeq, a predicted model, not a curated record